AUGAAGUCAGGAUACUCUUCCUCUGCAAACUUGAUCAAUCUCAAGAAACCUAGAGCAAUCAUCAAACAACAGCAACCCGCUUUAUUAAUUUUUAAAGACUCGAAUGAUGGAGGAAGGCUCCGUAACCCAGCUAAAGGUAGGAAUCCUUCUACUUAUCUUAAUCUUUCCAGGAUCAAGUAA
Saccharomycopsis crataegensis is the source of this 180-nucleotide messenger RNA. RefSeq lists its product as uncharacterized. The record is from RefSeq and is a predicted model, not a curated record. Lineage: Eukaryota; Fungi; Ascomycota; Saccharomycetes; Ascoideales; Saccharomycopsidaceae. Bases 1 to 180 code for a protein of 59 amino acids. The transcript is spliced from 2 exons.